AAAAAAAACACGAAGAACCACGAGAGCAUGACAUUCAACAUAACAGGUACAACAACUGACAAAGGACUACUGAAACACUGGGGUUUCAAUAUGGGGGAUCUAACAAGGAAAGAAGACACAUUUGGGAAACCGAUCAAGGGGAACCAAUGAACAAAAGAACUACAAAGUACAACACAGGAAGGAACAAAAUACACCAAAUUGGGUGGGACGUUUGGCAGGGAAACUCCUCUUUCAUUGAACCAAGGAGUAGGAUUCUCUACAGGACCAACAGCUGACAAACCAUCAUAAUUCAAGGUCAUCAUGAGUGCUGUUGUGUCCGGUCUUUCCAAACAGCAGGAGAAGAAGCUGCGCUCGAUGUUUUGUCAAAGCAAGCUGAGUCUGCUGUUUAAAGCCAGUGUGCAUGGGUACAGUGCGGAUUCAUUUCAUCAAAAGUGUGACAGGCAGGGACCCACUGUCGUUGUGGCUUACAAUAACUCGGGGUAUGUUUUUGGAGCGUUCACAAGUAGCGAUUAUGCUCAGACAGGGAAAGAUAUAGUGGACGACAAAGCCUUCCUGUUCAGCUUCAAUUGUAACGUGAAUAAUAAUGACCCCCUGCGUGUGGUCAGUGGAAAUCCCCAGUGCGCUUUCAAUGAUGGAAAUACAGGUCCAAAUUUUGGAUCUUUGGCGUUUCUUCAUAACAACACAGCCACUGUAAACAGUAAUCCCGGAAUAUACCAGUUUGAUCCACAGCAGAUGCAUGGCAAUAAUUUAGAGCUGACUGAGUUAGAGGUGUACAGAGUUGAAGACUUUGGAGGGCUCAUGGAUAAACCGUGGAGAAGAUUCCUGUGGAACUUUGAGCGUAGAGAGGAGAUCUUGUGCUCUGUUUCUGAGUGGAAGCCCUCUUUGAAAUCGGUAAAACAGGCCCGGAUUCUGCUGGUGGGUCCUGUUGGCGCUGGGAAAUCAAGCUUCUUCAACUCCAUCAACUCUGUGUUUAAAGGUUACGUGAGCACCCAGGCCAACACCGGCACUGCUGGCUCCAGUCUCACUACUCAGUUUCGUACCUACUGCAUAAAGCCAAGCAGCGGCGUGAGCCAUAUUCCAUUCACACUGUGUGACACGAUGGGUCUGGAGGAGGGUCUGAACGCCGGGCUGGAUGUGGAUGAUUUUUACAAUAUUCUGAAGGGUCACAUUGCAGAUCGGUAUCAGUUUAACUCCUCGAUGCCGAUCCAGUCAGGCACGCCUUGCUUCAUCAACUCUCCAGGCUUGAAGGAGAAGAUCCACUGUGUGGCAUAUGUGAUUGACACCUGCAAAGUCAAGCUUCUCUCUGACAAAAUGAUUGACAAGUUCGCCGCUUUUCGAAGGAAAACCAACCAGCUAAGUGUUCCUCAACUGGUCCUGAUGACCAAGGUGGAUGAAGCCUGCCCCUUAGUAGCGGAAGACGUGAAGAACGUCUAUCAGAGUCAUUACAUCAACCGGAUGAUGGAGGAGGUGAGCGCUCGGCUUGGCGUUUCUCUUUCUGCUGUGGUCCCAAUAAAGAACUACAGCAAAGAACUGGACAUAGACCCACAAACUGACAUCCUGCUUCUGAACGCUGUUAUACAGAUGCUCAGAGCGGCGGAGGGAUACUUCGAUGAUCUUUACAAUGUGGAGGAGUCUGCUUAGAUCACCAGGAUCUCCGUUUUAUCAAUACAGCGUUUAAAAGUGUGUUUACGCUUCACACGUGCUCAUAUUUAGGCGGUUUGUAGUAUAAGGCAGGUACAUUUAUAUGCACGUUUAAUAGCUUUCGCUUUGUUCGUGUGUUCUCUUUUGCUCUGAAUUGGUUAACAAGGCAAGCAGAUUUCGUUCAAAUUUUCAAAGCUUUAUUUUUGUAAACUCGGUUCCUUUAAUUGGAGUAAAAUUGUCAUCGUUUAAAAAAAGAUCAGUGUAUUCUCAAAAUAGUUGACCUUACUUCAUAAAGUUAUUUGUUAUGGAAAAUAAAAGAAAUACAUUCACAAUCGA
This is a messenger RNA of Triplophysa rosa, 1977 nucleotides long. RefSeq names its product interferon-induced protein 44-like. The record is from RefSeq and is a predicted model, not a curated record. Lineage: Eukaryota; Metazoa; Chordata; Actinopteri; Cypriniformes; Nemacheilidae. The transcript has 8 exons. Bases 301 to 1641 code for a protein of 446 amino acids.